Molecule: messenger RNA, 2165 nt
Organism: Cynoglossus semilaevis (tongue sole)
Lineage: Eukaryota; Metazoa; Chordata; Actinopteri; Pleuronectiformes; Cynoglossidae
Gene: coil
Product: coilin p80
Exons: 6
Coding region: 217-2148 (643 amino acids)
Biological process (GO): spliceosomal snRNP assembly
Cellular component (GO): Cajal body
Molecular function (GO): U1 snRNA binding; U2 snRNA binding
Source: RefSeq, a predicted model, not a curated record
AUCAAAAUAAUUUCACAAAUUGUCAGUGGUAAACUAUACGCGAGUGCAGGACACGUGUGGAGUCGUUAGUUCUCCAUUUUCCAGUUUUUUACGUAGCACGUGAAAGCAUCAAGUCCAACCGGAAGUGUAUCACCGGCUCUUCCUGUUCUUCCUGUAGUAGCGGCGUUUUUGCUUCAUGUGUGCUCGACUGUUGUGCUGCACCGACAGUCCACAGCUAUGGCUGCUAACAGCGGCAGUUUUAUCCGUGUUCGACUCUUCUUCGACUACCCGCCGCCCUCUGUCGUCGACUGUCGCAUGUGUUGGCUACUUGUAGACCUAAACACGUGUCGGGUGGUCUCGGACCUGGAGAGUUUGAUCAGAGACAAGUUUGGGUUCAGUUCCAGGAGCAUCUUCAACCUCUUCAUAGACGACUGCUACCUGCCGCACACCGAGAGCAUCUUUUUGGUCCGGGACAACGACAGCGUCUGGGUGAAGGUGGACUCAGCAGCUCAGGUAAACGGCCACAGCAGCCACCCAGACACGUCCAGUAAAAACUGCAGAAAGCUUAACAGACCCACAGAAGAAGAAGAAGAAGAGGAGGACGAGGCAGAAGUAGAUGAACGGAGUGUGGAGUGGAAAAAGAAAAAGAAAAAAAAGAAGAGGAAUGAAUGUCUGAACGGCGAGACGGACCAAGUCUCCAGGUCUAAGAAAUGUAAGACAAAGUCAAAAGACAAACAUGCAAAGAAAGAAAAGAAGAAGAAGCAGAAGGCUGAAAAAAACGACUCUACUGUCACAUCAAAAUCAACUGCUGCAACCAUCAAGAAACCAACAGGAGCAGAAGGAAAAACACAAAGUAAAAAAUCCACAGUUUCCUCAAAGUCCAGUAGUGACAGCAGUGAAGAAGAUGAAGCUCCCGCUAAGAAAGUUGUCUCAAAGUCAACGCCCAAAACACCACUGUCUACUAUCAAAACAACUACAGGAAACGACACCAAACAAAAGACGACGCCAGGCAAAAAGUCUGUGGUGCCUUCAGUGUCCAGUAGCAGCAGCAGUGAAGAAGAUGAAGCUCCCAGGACGAAAACUGCCUCGAAACCAGACUCUAAAAGACAGUCGUCCACACCUGCUACUGUGAACGCACCCACAGGAGACAAAUCCACUCAAAAGAAGACACAGAGUAAAAAGUCCAGUGACUCCAGCAGCGGUGAGGACGGUGAAGCGCCCAAAAAGUCUCUCACAUCAAAGCUGGUAUCAAAACCCUCAUUGCCCGGACCUGCUGCCUCCAAAACUUCCACCGGGGGCAAACCCGCUCAGAGUAAAGCACAGCCCGCCUCCUCGUCCUCGUCCGAAACCUCCUCUGAUGAGGCCACAAGUGUCAGAGCGCCACCAAGAGGUAAACCUUUCACCUCUUUGUCUCCACCACGCAAAUCACAGGACGACUUAAAGACACGGUCCACGAGCUGCACACAAGAACGACCCUCGAAUGAGGCCACGCCUCCUCUUGGCGACGGCGUUGCAGCGACCCGUAACUCAGACAGUGAAGAGGAGAUUGAACUAAUAAUUCGAAAACCAAGUCAGCAGCUGUUGAAAGGUGUGGGGGGGCAGUCCUCGUGGAGAGGGGGCAACAACAGGAGGGCAGCCGGUGGUGGACGCGGUAGUCGUGGAGACAGAGGUCGCGGCGGCGGAAGAGGGGACGUAAGGGGACGCGGUGGACGUUUUGGAUCGAGCUGCAAUGGAGCCGUGGAGCCAAGCUACCAGACGGACUUACUGACCAACGAGUCGGUGGUCAUCCAGAAUGGGGCAGAAGUUGAAGCAGCCCCCAAAAAGGACUACAGCAUUAUGCCACUGCUCGCUGCACCCCCGCAGGUGGGACAAAGGAUUGCCUUCAAGCUGCUGGAGCUGACGGAGAACUACACGCCAGAGGUUUCAGAAUACAAAGAGGGAAAGAUCGUCAGAUUCGACCCAGUGACCAAACAGAUGGAGCUGGAGAUAUUUAAUGAAACUCAUGCUCCUGUAGAGCCUGGGAAAUUUGACCUGGUCUAUCAGAACGCUGAUGGUUCAGAGAGGGUAGAAUACGCCGUGUCCAGAGGAGCCUGGGUGAGAAUUAGCAACGUAGCUUCGACGUUAGCUACAACAAAUACGUUUUUAUAUCAAGGUAUGUUGAAAACUUAAGGAUGUUUUUUUUUUUU